AUGAGUCCCUGCGGAGAGGAUGAGGCUUCCCAUAGCACGCAACCCAUUGCCAUCGUGGGAAUGUCAAUGAGACUCCCUGGAGGAAUCAAGACAUCGGAGCAAUUUUGGGAUAUGCUCAUUCAGAAGAAAGACGGCCAUGGCCAAGUUCCCGCGAGUCGUUACGAUGUAGACAAGUACUACAGUGCAACUCCAAAGAAGGGCACCGUCUAUACAAGAAGUGGUUACUUCCUCGAAGAUGACCUAGCGGCCUUUGAUGCAGCAUUUUUCUCCCUCACGAAAAGUGAAGUAGCGCAGAUGGACCCACAGCAGCGAAUGCUCUGCGAAGUAGUGUGGGAAUGCUUCGAGAACGCAGGCCAAAAGGGUUGGCGCGGCCAGAAUAUCGGAUGUUAUGUAGGCGUCUUUGGGGAGGACUGGUUGGAAAUCUCGAGGAAGGAUACGCAGGAUGUCGGUAGCUACCAUGUCAUUGGCACGGGAGAUUAUGCGAUUUCAAAUCGCAUUUCUUACGAGUAUGAUCUCAAGGGACCAAGUAUGACCAUCCGAACUGCCUGCUCCUCUUCCCUUACAGGCCUCCACGAGGCGUGUCGGGCCCUUCGCCAAGGUGAAUGUGUGGGGGCUAUUGUGGCUGGAACGAAUCUCAUCAUGGCCCCGACUACCACUAUUGGAAUGUGUGAGGUUGGCGUGCUCUCCCGAGAUGGAAGAUGCAAGACGUUUGAUGCCACAGCAGAUGGCUACGGGCGAGGCGAGGCCAUCAAUGCGAUCUACAUCAAAAAGCUAGACGAUGCUAUUCGCGAUGGGAAUCCUAUUCGUGCCGUGAUUCGAGCCACAGCGGUCAAUUCAGAUGGACGAACGCCUAACAUCACGUACCCCAGUGCCACAGCCCAGGAACAGUUGAUUCGUAAAGCAUACCAGUCCGCAAACAUUGAAGAUAUCUCACAAACCGGGUUCUUUGAGUGUCACGGUACAGGAACCAUCGCAGGGGACACAGUCGAGACUAUCGCAAUCAGCAAAGCCUUUGAUGGAGAAGGCAUCAUUCUAGGCUCUGUGAAAGCCAAUGUUGGCCACUCGGAAGGAGCUUCUGGUUUGACCAGUCUGAUUAAAGUCGUUCUGGUGUUGGAAAAAGGGAUCAUCCCACCGAAUCCCUAUUUCACAGUUCCCAACCCGAAGAUCCCUUUCAACGAAGCGCACCUGCAUGUCCCAACCGAGCCUACCUCAUGGCCACAAGGGAAAAGACUACGUGCUAGUGUCAAUAGCUUCGGAAUUGGUGGAUCAAAUGCCCAUGCGAUUAUCGAGGCAGCCACACCCGUCAAUCAUGAGCCAACCUUGUGUGAAGGCCAGUAUCGGAUCAUUCCGUACUCGGCCAACAGCAAAGACUCUUUGCAACAGUCAAUCGAUGCCCAUGCUCAAUACAUGGCCCAUAAUCCUGACCAGGUACACGACGUUGGUCAUACCCUAGGUGUCUGUCGAGAAACCCUCAAGUAUCGAGCCUACACCCUAAGCGGACCCAAUGGUCAUCAGAAAGUAUCGCACACUUCCCGAUUGACGGGUUUAAAAACGAAUCUCGCAUUUGUGUUUACUGGCCAGGGAGCACAGUGGCCGGGUAUGGGCCGGGAAUUGAUGGCCUUGAAGGCAUUUCGUGAAGCCAUAGUCACCAUGUCACGCACGUUAGAGCAACUUGAUGACUGUGAGCCUUGCUCGCUUCUGGAAAUGAUCACGACAGAGCUGACCGCAGCCGAAAUGGAAAGUCCCGAAUUGUCCCAGCCAUUGUGCACCGCACUACAAGUUGGUUUAGUUGAGGUGCUACGUAGUUGGAAUAUCCAUCCAAGCGCAGUGGUCGGCCAUUCAAGUGGAGAAAUUGCGGCCGCAUACACGACCGGCGCUAUAACCGCGGAACAGGCUAUCAAGAUUGCCUACUUCCGUGGCCAAGUAUCCAAAUUGCCCCAGACUGAAGGAGGCAUGGCCGCAGUGGGGCUUAGUCGUGAUGUAGUCGCCGACUACCUGGAGGAUGGUGUAAUAAUUGCAUGCGAAAAUAGUCCAGAAAGUGUCACGAUCUCUGGCGAUAAGUCUACUGUGGCCCAAGUGCUAUCGCGUAUAUCAGAAGCCUUCCCUAGUGCCUUUUGCCGACCCCUCCGAGUCAAGGUGGCAUAUCACUCUGAUCACAUGAAAGGGGUUGGCGAAAUCUACGAGCAGCUCUUGAACUUUGUGGAAGAACGGAAUCCGGCAAUUCCAUUUUACUCGAGCGUGACUGGAGACAUUUUAGAAAGUGGACUAGGCGCUGAGUAUUGGCGCCAGAACCUAGAACUGCCGGUAUUAUUUAGCUCUGCUGCCCGGCGCCUUUUAGACCAGAUGCCGAAGAGCGAGGAGACUGUUAUGCUAGAGAUUGGACCACAUGCAGUCCUUUCGGCUCCUUUGAAACAAAUCUUUAGCCUCAAGGGAAACAACUCUGCAGUCUAUCUGCCUACACUGUCUCGCGGCUCUAAUUCUUUAACUAAGACUUACGAGGCCGCCGGGGAGCUGUAUCUUCGGGGCCUUCCCAUUGACUUCUUAUCAAUUAAUGGCCCCGGGAAGGUUCUCACUAAUCUCCCUUUGUAUUGCUGGCAGCAUGACUCCGAUCAACAUUGGUGCGAAAGCCGUCUCUCGAAAGGCUGGCGACACCUUGCGUUUCCAAGACAUGAGAUUCUGGGUUCGCGAAUUCUGGAGACUGGUGAACUGGGCUUUGCAUGGCGAAAUAUCCUAUCUCUGGGUGAUAUGAAGUGGUUGCGAGACCACAAGGUAUUCGAGGACACUGUUUUCCCUAGCACGGCAUAUAUUGCGGCGGUAGGAGAGGCAAUUCGUCAAUUGACAGGAAGAGGAGACUACACUAUUCGGCGUCUACUGGUCAGGACGCCAAUUAUUCUGAAACAAGAAACAGCCACGGAAAUCAUAACCUCAUUGAACGUGAUACCGUUGACGGAGUUCCACGACUCGGCGUGGUACAGCUUCAGUAUCUCCGCAUUCAACGGUAAUUCCUGGAUUAAGCACUGCACAGGCCAAGUGAAAGCGGGAAGCGACCAAAGUCUCGUAGCUGAGACCAAGUCCCAUAUGCGCGAGGUUUCCUCACAGAAGUGGUACCAAGGUCUGAACAACCUUGGACUUGACUACGGGCCGGCUUUUGAACGCCUGGCUGAGAUCAAGGCCGAUCCGCUGGCCAACACAGCGUCGGCAAAUGUUCCAUACUCGGAGGAGCUGCACCAAGCCCACUACUCGCUGCAUCCUACGACUGCUGACUGUGCUCUGCAGCUACUAUCUGUUGCGGCUUGCCGAGGGCUCCGUCGCAAAUUGAAUCGAUUAGUCGUGCCCGUCAGUAUAGAUCACGUCUACGUCGAUGAAACUGCAUCUACGGUCCAGCUUCAGGCCUUUUCCGAGGAACUUGAGAAUAAGAAGCUGAAGGGUAGCGUCAUAGGAGUCAUUGGGGAUAAUGUAGUAUUCGCUUUCAGUGGCUGUGUGUUAGCGCCCCUGACUGGUGAAACCAGCGACAUGGACGAAAUUGAAACUCUGAAUAUUUCCUACCUGGAGUGGACUUCUCGCCUGGAGGAUAUCCCUGCACCGGACCUCAUCUACAACACCACACCAGGCACAUCUAUGAUCGUAUCUUGUGAAGAACUAGUAGUUCUUUGCAUGCUUGAGACAUUGCAUGAGCUGAACUCUCAACCAUUACAACCUCACGCAUCAUACUUGCAGCAGUAUGUUGCGUGGAUUCAAAAGCAGGUCCAUGUAAUGAUGAAUGGGUCUUACGACCUAGUUCCCAAAUCCCAAGAAUGGGCCAUGCUCGAUUCAAAACACAGAAGAGUCUUGAUACAGGAACUCAUCGACGACCCGGCAAGGUCACGGUGCUCCCCUAUAGACGCGCUCGUCGUUCGUGUUUACCGCAAGAUUCGGGAGCUCUGCAGUGGCUCCGUUUCCGGGAUAGACCUGCUCUACCAAGAAGAUGGUUUGAAGAACUUUUAUGACGUGAUAGCAAGUUUGGAUUUAUCUCGCCUGUUCUCCACACUUGGGCACGAAAGUCCCUCCCUUCGAGUGCUGGAAAUUGGUGCAGGCACGGGGGGUACCACGGCCCUUGCCCUCAAUUCCCUAACCAUCCGCAAUGGACCUCGUUUAUACUCGCGAUACUGCUAUACCGAUAUAUCAAUGGGGUUUUUCCCUGCUGCUCGAGAACGUUUCCGCAGGUUUCACGGAAUAGAUUUUGCGGCCCUAGACAUCAGCCAGGAUCCAUUGGACCAGGGAUUCAAAGCGCACGACUUCGAUCUAAUUAUCGCUUCAAAUGUGCUUCAUGCGACCCCGGAGCUUGGCAAGGCUUUACGCCAUGUUCGGAAGCUGCUCGCCCCAGGUGGCCGGCUUCUGCUGCAGGAGCUGUGCCCUACGGCUAAAUUCAUCAAUUUUGUCAUGGGAGUCCUCCCAGGAUGGUGGAUUGGUGGCCAAGACUCCCGCGAGGAAGAGCCGUUCGUUUCUCCUGAAAGAUGGAACACUGAGCUCCAGAACAGUGGAUUUACUGGAAUUGAUAAGUUAGCCUAUGAUAAUGAACCUCCGUAUGCUACCAAUGCAACGAUGCUUGCAACGGUGCGUGACGAUGACUCCCAGCCAAGCCCUGUGACUCUCCUGUGUUCUUCUAUUGAUAACGAACACGUUCGAGCUGUGGAGCAAUAUUUCACUACACAGGGUCAUACUGUCCAUCUACGCUCUUUGCAAAGCGUGGCACCUCCUAUUGGGGAUGUCGUUUCUCUCCUGGAUCUUGAAGGCCCAUUUUUCGAUAAUAUCUCUGAUUCAGACCUGAUCGCCUUCCAAAAGUUCGUUUCGGGUUGCAAAUCAACCGGGAUCUUAUGGGUAACAAGGUCAGUGCAGCUCAAGUGUGCAGAUCCUCGAUUUGGUCUGGUCUUGGGAUUGGCUCGCACUAUCCGCUCUGAGCUUGCGAUCGAAAUGGGCACCGUUGAAUUGGAAUCUUUUGACCAAGCAUCUUGGAGGGCAUUGGAAUUAAUCUAUCGCAAGUUCCAGGCGAGAGACAAGACGGAUGGUACCAACACCGACUUUGAAUUCGUACAUCAGGACGGGAAAAUUCUCACUUCCCGCUACAAACGGUGCACACCAGAAGAAAUCCUUGCCCUUCAGUCUAGCAGAGAAGCUUCAAAUGCUGUCGGGCUUCGCAUUGAGGCGUUUGGCCGUUUGAAUAGUCUUGCUUGGGUGUCGCACGACGAACCUGAUGAUUUGCAAGGCGACCAGGUAGAGAUCAAUGUUCACAACGCGGGCCUAAAUUUCAAGGAUCUUUUAUGCGCUCAGGGCAUCCUAGAUGCACGAAAAGACGGGCUAGGCUUAGAAGGUUCUGGCGUCGUGAAUAGAGUCGGACCGCACUCUUCUCUUACCCCAGGACAACGAGUCAUGUUUAUGAGCCCCGGCUCAUUUGCCACCCGUAUAGUGACCUCGUCGCUGCUUUGUGCCCCUAUUCCGGACAGCCUUGAGUUUGCAGAUGCAGCCACCAUGCCAUGUGUGUAUGCCACUGCCAUCCACUCUCUAAUGACCAUUGGGCAGCUCAGAAGAGGACAGACCGUUCUGAUUCAUUCGGCUUGUGGCGGCGUAGGGCUUGCCGCUAUUAUGAUCAGUCGAAUGAUUGGCGCUGAAGUUUACACGACUGUAGGUAGUGAAACCAAGACUCAGUAUCUUCAAGACCGGUUUAGUAUCCCGCGCGAUCAUAUCUUUAAUUCGCGCGAACCCUCGUUUUACGAGGAUGUGAUGCGAGAAACUGACGGCCGGGGGGUUGACCUGGUGCUGAACUCACUCUCCGGGGAACUCUUACACGCGUCGUGGAAAUGUGUCGCACGAUUUGGCAAGAUGGUUGAGAUUGGGAAACGGGAUAUUGUCGGCCAUGCCAGCUUGAGCCUUGCUCCCAUGGUCCAGAGCCGAUCAUUGAUCAGUGUUGACCUGGCGGAAAUCCUCGAAUACCAGCCUCGAGAAUGUCAACGACUUCUCGAAAUGUGUGUGGAUUUGGUCCGACGAGGUAGGAUUCAACCAAUUCGCCCGAUUCGCGCAUUUGAUGCGGCCGAGAUCGAGCAGGCGUUCCGCUACAUGCAGACCGGCCAACACACUGGUAAAAUCGUUGUAAAUAUGUCCACCAGGCCUGGCCCAACUCGCCAGAUGCCGGUCGCAGUCUCGUUCUCGCCAACCCGUGCAUAUCUGCUGGUCGGGGGCUUAGGUGGAAUCGGCCGCGCCGUCUCGCAAUGGAUGGUGGAACAGGGAGCUCGCAAGCUGGUAUAUCUUUCCCGUUCGGCCAGCUCAACUACGACGCCCCGUGAAGCCUUGUUUCGAGAGUUACGGGCGCAAGGAUGUGAGGUCACUGUGAUACAAGGCGAUGUAUCGGACCUCUGUGAUGUGAAACGGGCUGUCCAACAGUGCAAUGCCCCUAUCGCUGGUAUAUUCCAGAUGUCAAUGGCGUUGGAGGAUCGGGCGUUCCUGAGUAUGAGCCAUGUCGAGUGGACCAACGUUCUUCUGCCCAAAGUUCAAGGGAGCUGGAAUCUUCAUCAAGCCACGCAGGGGGAGCCUUUAGACUUUUUCGUUUCUUUCAGCUCCAUCUCCGGGAUUCUCGGUCAGCCAGGCCAAGCGAACUAUGCCGCUGCCAACACGUUUCUAGAUUGCUUUACGAAAUACCGGCGAUCACUGGGUCUUCCGGCAUCCGUCAUCGACCUAGGAAUCGUCAGUGAUAUUGGCUAUGUCUCGGAAAGUGGUCGAAUAACACAGCGGGGACUCGCUGUGUGGGCCGGUCAAACCAUCCAAGAGAGAGAGGUGAUCGAAUCCGUGAAAUUGGCGUGCAGCGGCCAGCAUGAUGUGAUAAUCGGCUUAGCGCCUGGUGUCGCGACCCCGUUAGCUCGUCUGCCGGGCUUCUUUCAGCGUGACAAACGGAUGAGGCUCUUUCACAAUGCGCAGGAGGCUCCGCGAGCACGAGGCGAUGUGGACAAUGGCCUUAGAACAUUUUUGGCAGAGGCCUCUCGGGAGCCGAGUGUCCUAGGCCACACUGACAGCUACGCCCUCCUGAGAGACGAAUUGGGGCGCAAGAUCGUUUCCUUCCUGUUCAAGGCGGAUGAAGAGAUCGAUACAACCAAGUCACUGGUCGACAUGGGAAUUGACUCUCUGGUAGUUAUUGAAAUUCGUAAUUGGUGGUGUCAGACGUUGGGACUGGAGAUCAGCGUGAUGGAAUUUAUGAACGCAGGGAACAUCGAUGGGUUAGCACAUGUCGCUUUGAAAGGGUUAAAAGCUAAGUUUCAGCCAAAGCAUACGGAUUCAACGCCUUGA
This is a messenger RNA of Aspergillus bombycis, 7311 nucleotides long. RefSeq names its product type I polyketide synthase. Gene Ontology annotation, molecular function: phosphopantetheine binding; oxidoreductase activity; fatty acid synthase activity. Gene Ontology annotation, biological process: fatty acid biosynthetic process; secondary metabolite biosynthetic process. Bases 1 to 7311 code for a protein of 2436 amino acids. The transcript has 12 exons. NCBI's taxonomy places the organism in Eukaryota, Fungi, Ascomycota, Eurotiomycetes, Eurotiales, Aspergillaceae. The record is from RefSeq and is a predicted model, not a curated record.